UGGAGAUCUAGGUCAUGCAGUUGUGGCUCCGACUUGUCCCCCUCCCUUUGCCAACGUCCUCCUGUCAUCCUCUGGGAUCUGACCUUGACUUUGCCAGCUACCUGUGUGUAGUGGAUGGAGAGCUCAGAAGUGGAUGUGGGAGGCUGAGCAGCGUGAAACAAGCAGAGCUGAGAAGAGGAGGAGGAGGGGGAGGAGAGUGCAACGAGCUAGACUGUGACGCACGCCGAUGCUCCGUGCUUUCCGCUGAUUGGCCCUGACCAGUGCCGCUCACAAGAGCUUGCGGAGCAGAUUAUGAAGCGCCGCUCUGGCAGCGGCAGUCUCCUCUCAUUGUCUCAAUGGCUGCGCACGCAUUCCUCCUGUGCUCCAUCGCCUUGCUGUCUGCUCUCAGCCGGCCUGCUCUGACUCUCUCCGACGAAGAGCUGCAGUCGGGACUCAGCUACGAUGAAGUGCCUGAAAUCUUGGACAGAAGCAGAGAGAACCCCAAACAAGCCACAAGAGUCACAUCAAGUCAGGAUGGCGAGUAUGGCCUAGAGAGCGAAGAGAUUGUUUUAACGCCUGAAGAUGAAAACCCACUCAGGAGAAUCCUGCAGCCUUUCAAGUGGAAUCACUCAGCGAUGUCUCACAGCAAGAGGAAGCUGCUCCAGUCGCUGAUGGGCCCAUACGGCCCUUUGAGCGUCUCCUACAACGGGAAGACCUGCAUUCUGUUCAAGGCCAAGCGGCUGGCCAUCCGUUACCGGAAUCACACUUUCAUCGAUCUGACCGAGAGAGUGUUCAAUCCCAACUCGCCUGUGGACACCAAAGGCUCAGUCUGCACCAAGGAGAAAGCCACGCUUUCAUUAAAGUUUGGUGAUGUGGAAGACUUGCGAGGUCUUGUAAUCAGGCUUCAGAUGUCAAACACUUUUUACGAGGCAGCAGGUCAAAACUGGUUCACCCUGGACAGCGUGCACAUCCAUUACAACUGGACGCAAGAGGCCACGUUCAACGCCAGCGAGGUGUAUGCGCCCGCCACCUCAUCCUACCACUGCCAGCACGUCAGCAGUCUGCACAAAUAUGACACCCUACUGGUGCCCAGCUCCCACACGGACACAUCCGCCAACUGGCACAUCACUUUCACCGAUUUCCAAAUUCAAGCCUUCAAUGUGCAGUCAGACAAGUUCGCAUCGGCCAGUGACUGCGCCACUUUCCUGACGCCGGCCAUCCUAAUGGGCUUGGUGACGUCUCUGAUUCUACUCCUGGUAUUGGCCUACGCCCUUCAUAUGGUUGUCCACCUCAAGCACAUCGACCGCUAUGAGGAGCACAAGGCCACCGUCUACUUCCCCCGGAGUCCAGAGGCUGAGUUGCCGGACAAAAACAGCCUGUGAGAAAACCGGGACAGGGGCAGAGAGAGGAAAAGCGAGGCUGAGGCGGCGAGCAAGUCAUGGAAAAAGUAUCCUCCACUGAGUAUUUUUUUUUGACAAAAAGCCUGUUCACCAACCUUGUAAAUCGCUUGCAAGUAAAUGCAGGAUACUCUUUCCUCUUUGACUUGUAUCUUGGCGUCCAUUGUCGUCCUGGAUGCUCAAGCCUUUCCUGGGCCUUCAGUUAAUGAUCCAAAUGUGAAAGGUCAAGGACAGUCCUGGGCCCUGAGGGGCAACAAGCGGCCUUUACCCCAGCCAGCCAUGCGACCCGUACCAGGCUAUCUGUCGCUAUUACAGCUGACAUCCGAUGCUCUCGAUUAAAUGUCUCACAAGUGUCACAUUACAAGCUUUUGUCGCUCAUCAUCUUUCCAGCUCUCAAAAAAAGUAUCCUAUGUCUUACUGCUGCAACAACUAUAUUCUUCAAAAAAAGCCACUCUUAGUCGUGUUAGCUGCAUGCCAUAAAAAGCUGCUCAAGCUGAGCUAGUGCGGUGUUUCCUGAUAAUCAGAAAGUGUUGCAUGAAGCGCAGUUUAAAAUAAGACAACGAGGCACGAUACAGAAGGAGCUUGACAGAAUGCAAAAACAAGGAAACUCUGGUCAAGCGUCUGGCUGGAGUGAAAGGCCCUUCAGAGCUUUGGAUGUCACUCACCCCGCCCCUAAACCAGACUGCUGCUUGGAAUUUAACUGUGAAACAGCCUUGUACGGACCGGACGGAUGGAUGGCGACGAGGGGGAAGGGGGUUCGACACACUCAAACUAGCACAAUGUCGGUUAGUAGCAAACGCACUAACCAUUGAGAAGACUUGAAAGACUACACGAGGAACAAUGCUGCAAAAGACGGACCGCCAGAGAGCGCCACAGGAGCGCAUCACUGAAACGGCUCACCUGAGAGUCACGUUUUAGGACCAGUGAGGCCAAGGCUCCUCUAUGGUUGUCAAUGCCAAAGUGAAGCUUCAAAAGUCUUGCCACAAAUUAUGGUGAGUGGGAUGUUGUGGAAAAAAAGAGCUAACCGUUCCAGCUAUGUACAGAAAAAAAAAACAGUAAAUGUACAGAUGUGUCAUUCUGAGGAGGUCAUUUUUUUCUUUUUCUUUUUGUCUUUUUUAUAAAUGACGUAACCAUGAAAAACUGUUACUGGUGUUGGACAACAAUGCUCAUAUACAAGUUGUAGAUACAUCUGGAUCUCUUUGUAAGUACAGCUGUUUACUUUAAAAACAGCACAAUACGGAUCAUAAAUACAAAACAUUGCGCAAUGGUAUUAAGAUUAGGGAUAUGAUGCCCCCCCCAUUCUUAAAAUGUUUUCUUAUUUAAAAAGGUUGUCUGAUGAAGUCAAGUCCAGUCUAAUUGAACUGUACGUCCAAAUUGCUGCCAUAGAGGGACAAUAUUACGGAAUGCCGAACAGCAAGUGAAAAAAUAUAAAUGCCAGUAUUAUGCCAGAUGCCACACUAGCAUCAGGAACAGCAGGACUAAGUCAUUACCACUGGUUUAAAAUAAAUUUUAUUUAAAAAAAGUCAGCAUGACAGUAAGUAUCUUAACAUUUGAUAUGGCAGUUCUGUUCAUCUGUAGCAGUGUCAAAUGUGUUCUUUGGUCAUAAGUGUAUCCUGAAAAGUAUGGAAUGAGUGC
Messenger RNA from Syngnathoides biaculeatus (alligator pipefish), 3011 nucleotides. RefSeq names its product ATPase H+ transporting accessory protein 1 like b (gene atp6ap1lb). The transcript has 8 exons. NCBI's taxonomy places the organism in Eukaryota, Metazoa, Chordata, Actinopteri, Syngnathiformes, Syngnathidae. Bases 336 to 1361 code for a protein of 341 amino acids. The record is from RefSeq and is a predicted model, not a curated record. Gene Ontology annotation, cellular component: proton-transporting V-type ATPase complex.